This is a messenger RNA of Xylona heveae TC161, 1469 nucleotides long. RefSeq names its product alpha/beta-hydrolase. The record is from RefSeq and is a predicted model, not a curated record. The transcript is spliced from 4 exons. Gene Ontology annotation, cellular component: membrane. Gene Ontology annotation, molecular function: palmitoyl-(protein) hydrolase activity. Lineage: Eukaryota; Fungi; Ascomycota; Xylonomycetes; Xylonales; Xylonaceae. The coding region runs from base 264 to 1244 and encodes 326 amino acids.
GGAUUACAAGUUAAUUAAUUUUAUAUAUUUUGUGAAUAGAUUUCUAUGAAAAUCGCCGGUCCGAGGCGUCUUGUGUCACCACCAUAUGUUAUUCCUGCAGCACGAAACUGCCGUAUAUACAACAAACAUAGCGUCCUCUCGCUAUGGGCUCAUCCCGCUUUGUAGACCUCCCCCAUUGUGUCCUGCGCAUCUCGUGGGUUACGUUUCCAAUAUAAUCCCCCCUGGGUAUUCAUCAUACUGCUCCUACUCGAGAUAUCUUCGUGAUGGCGGUGCCAGGGGCCCAGCCAAAUAGCAUACUGAACCAAAUCACAUCGACCGCAUCCAACAUUGUUUCGUACCUGCGUCUACCGGUGCUCGCAUCCUCUGGAAUCGCCGCUGUGCUCAGCGGAUUACUAUACUUUAAACAAAAUGAACUAAUCUAUCCUCGCAAUAUACCACUUGGAUCGCGCACCGAAGUGCCUCGCCCGCCCCAAUUCGGCAUCACAGACUUUGAAGAGCUCUCGAUACCCACGCCGGACGGGGAAUCCCUGAGCGCAUUCUUCAUCCGGCCAUCGAACCGCUCAUUCGCAAACAAUGUGACGCUCCUCAUGUUCCACGGGAACGCUGGCAACAUUGGGCACCGAUUGCCCAUCGCGCGGGUCCUCGAGGAAAGCAUUGGAUGCAAUGUGCUGAUGCUACAAUAUCGUGGAUACGGCUUAUCGACGGGCUCGCCCAGUGAGCAAGGACUGUUGAUCGAUGGCCAAACGGGACUCGACUAUCUACGCAAUCGCGCCGAGACGGCGAACUCAAAGAUUGUGAUCUACGGUCAGAGUCUGGGCGGGGCGCUCAGUAUUCAGCUCGCUGCGAAAAAUCACGCCGAGGGGGAUAUUGCAGGGCUCAUACUUGAGAAUACAUUUACUUCUAUGCGCAAGCUCAUUCCUAGUGCAUUUCCUCCAGCGCGCUACCUCGCGCGGCUCUGCCACCAAGUAUGGCCGAGCGAAACAUUUCUGCCAGAAAUUGAAAGUAUACCUAUUCUUUUCCUGAGCGGAUUACAAGACGAGAUUGUUCCUCCCUCACACAUGCGCCAUCUCUACACCAUAAGUCGCGCCAAGACGAAAAUCUGGAAAUCGUUCCCACAAGGCACCCACAACGAUACUGUUGCCGAGCGAGGCUAUUUUGACGCCAUCGCCGAAUUCAUUGAUGAGCAUGUCCUUCUGAACAGUCGUUCACGGCGUAGAUUUUCGCCCCGUCCAGCAAAUGCUUGACUUGACGGCUAAUGCAUGUGUGUAUCUAGCGUUUUUGUUAUGCCUCUUCAUUGUUGUCACUUUUCUUUUCAUAACAAUUGUCAUCAUCAUGCUUUUGCAGCAUCGUUAUCAUUCUAUGCACCAUUGUCCUUUUUGGACUUCUUUGUUCACAAAUGUCUAUACACUCCCCCUUUGAAUGAAAAGGAAAUAGAAAAUGGAAGAGGGAAUAGUGACUUUUCAGAAGCC